Molecule: messenger RNA, 346 nt
Organism: Rhipicephalus sanguineus (brown dog tick)
Lineage: Eukaryota; Metazoa; Arthropoda; Arachnida; Ixodida; Ixodidae
Product: eukaryotic translation initiation factor 2 subunit 1
Exons: 2
Coding region: 27-308 (93 amino acids)
Cellular component (GO): eukaryotic translation initiation factor 2B complex; eukaryotic 48S preinitiation complex; multi-eIF complex
Molecular function (GO): RNA binding; translation initiation factor activity; ribosome binding
Source: RefSeq, a predicted model, not a curated record
ACCUGAUCGCCCCGCCAGUGUAUGUGAUGACCACAACCACCAUGGACCGGACAGAGGGCCUUGAGGCGCUCAGCAAUGCCAUAAUGAAGAUUGAGGAGACAAUCCGCAAAGCGGGAGGUGUCUUCACCGUGAAGAGUGCACCCAAGGUGGUGACGGAAACUGACGAGUUGGAACUUGCCAAGCAGCUAGAUCGCCUUGAACAGGAGAAUGCCGAGAUUGACGGAGACGACGAUGAUGAAGAGGCAGAAGCUGGUUCGGGUUCCUCUGGAGCGGAAGACAAUGACAAUGUAGUAAUGGUUGAGGCCUGAGCCGCUAGAGGUCCAGGCAGGAAUAAAGCUAUCUGCUU